AUGGGAGGACAGGGAGCUGUUACUAAAGAUCUACAUGAUAUACAGAAAAAACAACAAAUUCAGAUGGAUAAGAUUAAUCAGGAUGUUUCGGAAAUGAAAGAUCAAUUAAAUCGGGUACUUCUUCAGCUACAGAAUCUUAAUAACAAGGAAAGAAAUAAUGGAGAAUCAAAUGAUUCUGCAAGAGAGGAUAAUACUCAACCAGUGGGUCAUCAACUCAAUGAAAAUCGUAGUUUCAAUAACUACAAUCGAUUUCCAAGGCUAGAUUUUCCGAGAUUUGAUGGGACUAAUCCGAAGGGAUGGAUUCAGAAGUGCAACCGGUUUUUUCUUCUCCACAACAUCAGAGAAGAAACUCAAAAAGUGCAGAUGGCAGCGAUGCACAUGGAUGGAAAAGCUGAGAGGUGGAUUUCUAACUUACAAACUUGUAGAUCUAUUCUAUGUUGGUUUGAGUUAGCAGAACAAGCAUGUUUGCAUUUUGAAAACCCCUCGAAUGAUAACGUUGUUGAGGGAGAAAAUGCUGAGGCUACUUCUGAUGAUGACAUAUUUCAUGGAGAAGAGACUGAUUCACCUGUUGAGAGUGACAUGGAAGUUUCACUUAAUGCUCUUAUUGGUACUAUCAGGGGUGAUACUAUUAGAACUACUCCUACUACUCAGAUGGCAAUUACAGUGGAAAAUGGAGAGCAUACUUUCAGCUCUGGCAUCUGCACGUCACUCCAAUGGUCACUACAAGGACACACCUUCUCUGGUGACCUCAGAAUACUUCCUUUGGGAGGCUGUGAUAUAGUACUUGGUGCUGACUGGCUCAGGCAAUUUGGUAAUGUAACAUUUAACUUCUCUACUUUGAGUAUUUCCUUUGUGCAUCAGGAUGUUGAGGUUACUCUCUCUGGUACUUCAAAACCUCCUAGUCUUAAACAGAUCAGUAAAAAAGGUGUUCAAAAAUUCUUUCAAACCAACACUCAUGGUGUUUGUGCUCAACUAUUUUCUGUCUCAGAUGCACCCACUAAUGUGUCACAUUCUCCUGAGAUUAUUUCAUUACUACAAGAAUUUCAGGAUGUUUUUGAAACACCCACUACCUUACCACCCCACAGAAGCCUUGAUCAGACCAUCCCUCUCCAACCCAAUUCCACCCCAGUCAAUCAAAGACCUUAUAAAUGCCCUUAUGUACAAAAAGGUGUCAUUGAGGCCUUAAUUCAAGAAAUGUUGCAACAAGGCAUCAUCCAAUCUAAUCAUAGUCCAUUUGCCUCUCCAAUCUUAUUAGUCAAGAAGAAGGAAAAUAGCUGGAGAUUCUGUGUUGAUUAUAGAAGAUUAAAUGAUAUUACCAUUAAAGACAAGUUUCCAAUUCCUAUAAUUGAUGAGCUACUAGAUGAGCUACGUGGUUCUGGAGUUUUCACCAAAAUUGACCUCAGGUCAGGGUACCACCAGAUCAGAUUGUUUACCCCUGAUAUACACAAAACAACAUUCAGAUUAUACCAAGGUCAUUAUGAGUUUCUUGUUAUGCCUUUUGGCCUCACCAAUGCCCCUGCAACUUCUCAGGCACUCAUGAGUGACAUAUUCAAGCCAUUCAUAAGAAAAUUUAUCUUAGUCUUUUUUGAUGAUAUCCUUGUUUAUAUUCCUGACAUGGAGUCUCAUUUGGUUCAUUUACAACAAGUACUCUCUGUGUUGAGACAACAUCAAUUACAUGCCAAGCUGUCCAAAUGCUGUUUUGCACAAUCUGAAUUGGAAUAUUUAGGCCAUAUUAUCACACCCAGUGGUGUUGUGGCUGACCCUUCCAAGAUCAGUUCUAUGACUUCUUGGCCAACUCCGACAACUAUCAAGGCAUUAAGAGGGUUUUUGGGCUUAACUGGCUACUACAGAAAAUCUGUCAAAGACUAUUGA
Messenger RNA from Papaver somniferum (opium poppy), 1872 nucleotides. RefSeq lists its product as uncharacterized. Bases 1 to 1872 code for a protein of 623 amino acids. The transcript has 3 exons. The record is from RefSeq and is a predicted model, not a curated record. NCBI's taxonomy places the organism in Eukaryota, Viridiplantae, Streptophyta, Magnoliopsida, Ranunculales, Papaveraceae.